UCCGGGCAAGGCGGAAACAGAAAGCCUUCAUUUCCUGUAUUUAAGCGCGCCAACAAAGACCAUCACUUAGCAUCUGAGCCUCCUCCUCAGCUCCUGUUCUCCUGCCGCCUCCGUCUCUACUGUCGUCCUGAGAAGAUGCCGGAGGAAACCACCGCGUCCAGCUCCGCGAGCGUGGACGAGAAGCCGUGCUCCUCUUCGUCAGCUGCAGCUGCAGACAGCUCUGUCGACGUCAUGGAAGAGGCAAAGAAGCUGAUCGGCACAGGGAACAGACAUCUGGUGAUGGGAGAUGUUGUUUCUGCUGUCAGUGUUUUCCAGGACGCCUGCAGUAUGCUAGCUGCAAAGUACGGAGACACUGCAGAUGAGUGUGGCGAGGCCUUCUUCCUUUGUGGGAAGUCCCUGCUGGAACUUGCCAGGAUGGAGAACAGCGUCCUUGGCAAUGCCCUGGAGGGAGUCCCAGAAGAGUCGGAGGAAGAGGAGCAGCCCAACAACUCAAACAUUGAGAGUGCCAGCAAUCUAGAUGACAAAACUAGAGAUGACCUACGAAAGCAGGUCUAUGAUGCAAUGGCUGAGAAGGAAAAGACUGAGGCAGCUGAUGCUACGGUCAAAGGAGAAAAUGGUGCGGCAAAGUCUCCGGUCAAACGUGGGAAUGAAUCAGCGAACGGGAAAGCAAAGAGCUCAGUCCAGGUGGCUGCCGUGAAUGGAGUUGAGAAGACCAACGGUGUGGGAGAACAUUCACAUGGGUCUCCUGGAAAUGAAACUGUGACAGAGAAAAAGGUUGACAUUGUUAAAGAGCAGAACGGAGAAGCGAAACCUGAGGAUGGGGCAUCCAAGGCAGAGGCUGAACAAGAAGAAGAGGAGGAGGAGGAGGCAGAGGAUGAUGAUGACGAGGAUGAUGAUGAUGAUGACGACGACGAUGAGGAUGGAGAGAAGAAUGGACAAAAUAAAGAAGAGGAGGAAGUUGGGAAUUUGCAGUUGGCCUGGGAGAUGCUGGAAGUGGCAAAAGUAAUCUAUAAAAGGAAGGAGAGCAAAGAUGAACAGCUGAUGGCAGCACAGACGUAUCUGAAACUCGGAGAAGUCAGUGCUGAAUCGGGUAACUACCCUCAGGCACUAGAGGACUUUCAGGAGUGUCUCACCCUGCAGCUGAAGCACUUACCCUCCCACAGUCGUCUGCUGGCUGAGACACACUACCACGUCGCCACCACACUGUGCUACAUGGAUCAGUACAGCCAGGCCAUCCAGCACUACAACAGCUCCAUAAAAGUCAUCGAGGCUCGUCUGGCCAUGUUGCAGAAGGUGAUCGAUAAAGCAAAAGGAGCAGAUGCAGCAGCGGAAGAGAAGAAUGAGAUGGAGGAGCUGAAGCAGCUUCUGCCUGACAUCAAGGAAAAGGUGGAGGAUGCCAAGGAGAGCCAGAGAACAGCCAGCACGGCCUCCCAGGCCAUCCAGCAGACACUAGGCGGUGCCUCAACCUCUUCAGCGUUCUGUGAAAACAGGGGCCCUUCAUCCUCCACAGCAUUUACCACAGUCAGCAAGAUUCCAGUGAAAUCAGCUGAAGGCGCCUCAUCCUCGAAAGUCUCAGACAUCUCCCACCUCGUUAGGAAGAAGAGGAAACCAGAGGAGGAGAGCCCAGUAAAGGACACUGACGCUAAACAAGCAAAACAGGAAGCCACAGUUAAUGGCAGCGGGGACUCUAGUGCCAGCAACGGCAAUGGAGUCAAGGAGGGAAAAUCACAGGAGCCUGCCAACAAGUCGGCCUCUGUUCAGUCUUCAGCGUGACGGUUUGAUUCCUGAUCCUGAGAACCAGCACAGCAUGCCUGUCCUGCCCCCCCCCCCCUCCACCUUCAGCAAUUUUGUUUCUGUAAAUAAGAUCCAUUUUCAUAGAUUUGUCUGUCCAGUUUUGUAUACUUGUAGUAAAAAAAUAAAGAAUUUGCAGAUGUAA
Messenger RNA from Paralichthys olivaceus (Japanese flounder), 1936 nucleotides. Lineage: Eukaryota; Metazoa; Chordata; Actinopteri; Pleuronectiformes; Paralichthyidae. The record is from RefSeq and is a predicted model, not a curated record.